GAUAGACUUGGGGGGGCUGCUAGCGCGCUGGUGACGCAGGAAAAACACCCAAGAGCUGACAAAAAAACCAAGGAACCAGAUUAUUCUAACUGACAGUUGAGCUUCAAAUGAAAUAGCAAGAUAUAGGGCACAUUUAUGUAAUAAACAACGACACACUCGUCAAGGCUGGAGUAGGUCGUGAAUAGAGGAGAAGUCCUAUCAAAUUCCUGGUUAUGCAAUGGUCUCAGCGGCCCGUCCAGAUCUCCAGGUGGUUCUGUCCCUCUCUCUCGUGCCGCGGCCGCUGCUCUCCUCCCUCUGCUCUGCCUCUGAGGUUGCUGAGGCGCCUCCUGUGAUUUCCCUCGUGGUCAGUGCUGCCUAAGAGGCCAAGAUUGCCAAGAUCUGCCCCGUGGCGAGCAUGACAGCCACCACGCGUGGCUCUCCGGUGGGGGGCAACGACAGCCAGUCGGGCCAGGGCCAGGCACCCGAUGCCCAGAGUCAGAGCCAGCCCCCGCUGCCACAGAACCAGACGUCGUCCCCUAACUCGUCCAAUGAGAACUCUCCAGUGAGCCCCCCGGAUGAGCAGGGUCAGGGGGAUGGACCCCCACAGCUGGAGGAGGAGGUGGAGGAGCCAGCCUUCCCUCACACAGACCUGGCCAAGCUGGAUGACAUGAUCAACAGACCCCGCUGGGUGGUUCCAGUUCUGCCAAAGGGAGAGUUGGAGGUUCUUCUAGAAGCUGCUAUAGAGCUUAGUAAAAAGGAACUUGAUGUGAAAUGUGAGGCGUGCCAGAGGUUUUUCAGGGACGGCCUGACCAUCUCUUUCACCAAGAUUCUCACAGACGAGGCCGUCAGCGGGUGGAAGUUCGAGAUACAUAGGUGUAUCAUCAGCAACACCCACCGGCUGGUGGAGCUGUGUGUGGCCAAGCUCUCUCAGGACUGGUUCCCCUUGCUGGAGCUGCUGGCCAUGGCCUUCAACCCCCAUUGCAAGUUUCACAUCUACAAUGGCACGAGGCCCUCUGAGACGGUGCCCGCCGGGGCACAGCUGGCAGACGACGAGCUCUUCGCCCGCCCCCCUGACCCUCGCUCUCCAAAGGGCUGGUUGGUGGAUUUAAUUAACAAAUUCGGCACGUUAAACGGGUUUCAAACUCUGCACGAUCGCUUCAUAAGUGGCCAAGCACUGAACGUCCAGAUCAUCGCUGCCCUUAUCAAGCCUUUCGGGCAGUGUUACGAGUUUCUCACGUUGCACACGGUGAAGAAGUACUUCCUGCCCGUCAUCGAGAUGGUUCCUCAGUUCCUGGAGAAUCUGACAGACGAGGAGCUGAAGAAGGAAGCCAAGAACGAAGCCAAAAAUGAUGCCCUGUCCAUGAUCAUCAAGUCACUGAAGAACCUGGCCUCCAAGGUGCCUGGGCAGGAGGAGACCGUCAAGAACUUAGAGAUUUUUAGGUUAAAAAUGAUUCUUAGGUUAUUGCAAAUUUCCUCUUUUAAUGGCAAAAUGAAUGCACUAAACGAAGUAAACAAAGUAAUCUCCAGUGUGUCCUAUUACACACAUCGGCAUGGCAACCCCGAGGAGGAGGAGUGGCUAACUGCAGAACGCAUGGCAGAGUGGAUCCAGCAGAACCACAUCCUGUCCAUUGUGCUGAGGGACAGCCUUCACCAGCCUCAGUACGUAGAGAAACUAGAGAAGAUACUGCGCUUCGUCAUCAAGGAGAAAGCUCUUACCAUGCAGGACCUGGACAACAUCUGGGCUGCACAGGCUGGUAAACAUGAGGCCAUUGUGAAGAACGUACACGACCUUCUGGCCAAGCUGGCCUGGGACUUCUCUCCUGAGCAGCUUGACCACCUCUUUGACUGCUUCAAGGCGAGUUGGACGAAUGCCAGUAAGAAGCAACGUGAGAAGCUGUUGGAACUGAUCCGUCGCCUGGCGGAGGACGACAAGGAUGGAGUGAUGGCCCACAAGGUGCUGAACCUAUUGUGGAACCUGGCUCACAGCGAUGACGUGCCUGUAGACAUCAUGGACCAGGCCCUCAGUGCUCACAUCAAGAUACUGGACUACAGUUGCUCUCAGGAUAGAGACACGCAGAAGAUCCAGUGGAUCGAUCGCUUCAUAGAAGAGUUGCGCACCAAUGACAAAUGGGUGAUUCCUGCACUAAAGCAGAUCCGAGAGAUCUGUAGCCUGUUCGGAGAGGCUCCUCAGAAUCUCAGUCAGACCCAGAGGAGUCCUCAUGUGUUCUAUCGUCAUGACCUGAUUAACCAGCUGCAACACAACCAUGCCCUGGUCACGCUGGUGGCUGAGAACCUCUCUGCCUACAUGGAGACCAUGAGGCAGUUCUCUAAAGCCGAGCAGGCGGAGUUUGACCCCCAGACGGUGAGGGUAGGGAGCCGCUACAGCCACGUACAGGAAGUCCAGGAGAGACUCAACUUCCUGAGGUUCCUGCUGAAGGACGGCCAGUUGUGGCUCUGUGCUCCUCAGGCCAAACAGAUCUGGAAGUGCCUGGCUGAGAACGCAGUCUUUCUUUGUGACCGAGAGGCCUGCUUCAAAUGGUACUCGAAGCUGAUGGGAGAUGAGCCAGACCUGGACCCGGACAUCAACAAGGACUUCUUUGAGAACAACGUUCUGCAGCUGGACCCGUCUCUGCUCACGGAGAACGGCAUGAAGUGCUUUGAGAGGUUCUUCAAGGCCGUCAACUGCAGGGAGGGCAAGCUGGUGGCCAAACGCAGGGCCUACAUGAUGGACGACCUGGAACUCAUAGGCCUGGACUACCUCUGGAGGGUCGUAAUUCAAGGGAGCGAUGACAUCGCCAGUCGAGCCAUAGACCUGCUGAAAGAGAUCUACACCAACCUUGGACCAAAACUACAAGUCAAUCAGGUAGAGAUCCACGAGGAUUUCAUCCAGUCAUGUUUCGACCGCCUGAAGGCGUCGUACGAUACGCUGUGUGUCCUGGAAGGGGACAAGGACAGCAUCAACUGUGCCCGGCAGGAGGCCAUCCGCAUGGUCCGCGUGCUCACUGUGCUCAAGGAGUACAUCAACGAGUGUGACAGUGACUACCAUGAGGAGAGGACCAUACUGCCCAUGUCCAGGGCGUUUCGGGGGAAGCACAUCACGUUGAUCGUGCGUUUCCCUAACCAGGGCCGUCAGGUGGAUGACCUAGACAUCUGGUCUCACACCAACGACACCAUUGGCUCAGUGCGCCGCGGUAUCCUCACACGCAUCAAGGCUAACGCUACGCACACAAAAAUAGAGCUCUUCAUUGGCGGGGAGGUCGUCGACCCAGCCGACGACAGGAAGCUGAUUGGCCAGCUCAACCUGAAAGACAAAACGUUGAUCACAGCCAAGCUGACCCAGGUGAGUGCCAACAUGCCCUCCAGCCCAGACAGCUCCUCGGACUCUUCCACUGGCUCACCGGGUAACCAUGGCAACCACUUCAGCGAAGGGCCCAACCCCGAGGUGGAGAGCUGCCUCCCUGGAGUGAUCAUGUCUCUCCACCUGCGCUACGUCUCCUUCCUGUGGCAGGUAGCAGACCUGGGCUGUAGCCCCAACAUGCCUCUGCUACGAGACGGAGCCAGAGUACUCAUGAAGCUGAUGCCUCCAGAUAACAGUACCGUGGAGAGCCUGCGUGGUGUAUGUCUGGACCAUGCCAAGCUGGGAGAGAACGGCCUCAGCCCAACACUGGACUCACGCUUCUUUGGCCCCUCGCCAUCACAAGUCCUCUACCUCAUAGAGGUGGUGUAUGCCCUGCUCAUGCCAGCCAGCUCCACAUUGGGUGAGGACGCCAGCGACUUCCAGUACAACUUCCUGAAGAGUGGCGGGCUACCGCUGGUACUGAGCAUGCUCACGCGGAACAACUUCCUGCCGUCGGCCGACAUGGAGACGCGGCGAGGGGCGUACCUCAACGCUCUUAAGAUCGGCAAACUGCUGCUCACUGCUAUUGGGUUCGGACACGUCAAAGCUGUGGCCGAGGCCUGCCAGCCCAACGCUGAGGGGACCACACCCGUCUCACCGAUCAACCAGGCCACUCACGACCAGGCUUUGGUCCUCCAGAGUGCCCUGCAGAACCUCCCCAACCCUGCCUCUGAGUGCAUGCUCCGCAAUGUAGCUAUACGCCUGGCCCAACAGAUCUCUGACGAGAACUUCUUCCAGGCGUCGAAGUACAUCCCUGAGAUCUGUGUGAUCCGGGCGGUGCAGAAGAUAGCGUGGGCUUCAGGCUGUGGCACCGUACAGCUGGUCUUCAGCUCCAAUGAAGAGAUCAGCAAGAUCUAUGACAAGACGAACGUGGUUAAGGAGCCGGACGGGGAGGAUGAGCAGGUGUGCUGUGAGGCCCUGGAGGUCAUGACCCUGUGUUUCGCCCUGCUGCCCACCGCUCUGGACACACUCAGUAAGGAGAAGGCCUGGCAGACCUUCAUCAUAGACCUGCUACUGCACUGCCACAGCAAGUCAGUUCGUCAGAUGGCCCAGGAGCAGUUCUUCCUUAUGGCCACCAGGUGCUGCAUGGGCCACCGACCCCUCCUCUUCUUCAUCACCCUCCUCUUCACUGUGCUGGGGAGCACAGCUAAAGAGCGGGCCAAGCAUGCUGGGGACUACUUCACCCUGCUCAGGCACCUCCUGAACUACGCCUACAACAGCAACAUCAACCUGCCCAACGCAGAGGUGUUGCUCAACAAUGAGAUUGACUGGCUCAAGAAGAUCAGGGAUGAGGUGAAGAGGACAGGGGAGACGGGCGUUGAGGAGACCAUCCUGGAGGGACACAUCGGAGUUACCAAGGAGCUGCUGGCCUUCCAGACACCAGAGAAGAAGUACUACAUCGGCUGUGAGAAUGGAGGAGCCAACCUCAUCAAGGAGUUGAUAGACGACUUCAUCUUCCCAGCGUCUAACGUGUACCUGCAGUACAUGAAGAGUGGGGAGUUCCCUACGGAGCAGGCCAUCCCUGUCUGUAGCAGCCCUGCCUCCAUCAACGCAGGCUUCGAGCUGCUGGUGGCUCUGUCAGUGAGCUGUGUCUGGAACCUCAAGCAGAUCGUCAACAUGCUCACUGACAUGUACUACCUAGGUUGUGAGGCUCUGACAGAGUGGGAGUAUCUCCCUCCGGUGGGGCCGCGGCCCACUAAAGGCUUUGUGGGACUGAAGAACGCUGGGGCCACCUGCUACAUGAACUCAGUCAUCCAGCAGCUCUACAUGAUCCCUCCCAUCCGCGACGGAAUCCUGGCCAUCGAGGGCACCGGCACCGACGUGGACGAUGACAUGUCCGGCGACGAGAAGCAGGAGAGCGAGAGUAACGCAGACCCACGGGAUGAGGUGUUUAGCUAUAACCACCAGUUUGACGACAAGCCGUUGCUCAGUAAGUCGGAGGACAGGAAGGAGUACAACAUUGGGGUGCUGCGCCACCUGCAGGUCAUCUUUGGUCACCUGGCCUCCUCCAGACUGCAGUACUACGUACCCCGGGGCUUCUGGAAACAGUUCAGGUUAUGGGGUGAGCCGGUGAACCUGCGAGAGCAGCACGAUGCCCUGGAGUUCUUCAACUCCCUAGUGGACAGUCUGGACGAGGCUCUGAAGGCCCUGGGUCACCCGGCCAUGCUUAGCAAGGUGCUGGGGGGAUCCUUCGCCGACCAGAAGAUCUGCCAGGGGUGCCCACAUAGAUAUGAGUGUGAGGAGUCGUUCACCACUCUGAAUGUAGACAUCAGGAACCACCAGAACCUGUUGGACUCUAUGGAGCAGUAUGUCAAAGGAGACCUGCUGGAGGGAGCCAACGCAUACCACUGUGAGAAGUGUAACAAGAAGGUGGACACAGUGAAGCGUCUGCUGAUCAAGAAGCUUCCUCCAGUGCUGGCCAUCCAGCUGAAGAGGUUUGACUACGACUGGGAGAGGGAGUGUGCCAUUAAGUUCAACGACUACUUUGAGUUCCCCAGGGAGUUGGACAUGGAGCCCUACACUGUAGCCGGGGUGGCCAAGCUGGAGGGGGACGACGUCAACCCAGAGAACCAGGUGAUCCAGCAGAACGAGCCCUCUGACCCAGAGCCCCCGGGCAGCUCCAAGUACCGCCUGGUGGGGGUUCUGGUCCACUCAGGCCAGGCCAGCGGCGGACACUACUACUCCUACAUCACGCAGAGGAACGUGGGCGGGGCCGACGGCGAGCGGAACCGCUGGUACAAGUUUGACGACGGCGACGUGACCGAGUGCAAGAUGGACGACGAGGAGGAGAUGAAGAACCAGUGCUUCGGAGGAGAGUACAUGGGCGAGGUGUUUGACCACAUGAUGAAGAGGAUGUCCUACCGGCGUCAGAAGCGCUGGUGGAAUGCCUACAUCCUCUUCUACGAACGCAUGGACUCACUGGACAAGGACAGUGAGCUGGUCAAGUACAUCCAGGAGCUGACCAUCUCGUCCUCGUCCAACAACAAGCCGUCGCACCAGGUCAAGAUGCCCAACGUGAUCGAGUGCAGCGUGCGCAAGCAGAACGUGCAGUUCAUGCACAACCGUAUGCAAUACAGCCUGGAGUAUUUCCAGUUUGUUAAGAAACUUCUGACCUGUAACAGUGUCUAUUUAAACCCUCCGCCAGGACAAGACCAUCUACUGCCCGAUGCAGAGGAGAUGGCUAUGAUUAGUGUUCAGCUGGCUGCUAGGUUCCUCUUCAGCACUGGUUUCCACACCAAGAAAGUAGUGAGGGGGGCCGCCAGUGACUGGUAUGAUGCGCUGUGCAUCCUGCUGAGACACAGUAAGAAUGUACGCUACUGGUUUGCACACAACAUCCUGUUUGCCUACGCCAACCGCUUCUCCGAGUACCUGCUGGAGUGCCCCAGCGCUGAGGUCCGGGGCGCGUUCGCCAAACUCAUCGUCUUCAUUGCACACUUCUCCCUUCAAGACGGACCCUGCCCCUCGCCCACAGCAUCCCCUGCCAGCGCCACCACCCAAUCACAGGCGUGUGAUAACCUGCGUCUCAGUGACCACCUGUUGAGGGCUGUGUUGAACCUCCUCAGGAGAGAGGUGUCCGAGCAUGGCCGACACCUGCAGCAGUACUUCAACCUCUUCGUCAUGUACGCCAAUUUGGGGCUGGCAGAGAAGACUCAGUUGUUGAAGCUGAGUGUCCCAGCUACCUUCAUGCUGGUGGCUCUAGACGAGGGACCCGGUCCUCCCAUAAAGUACCAGUAUGCAGAGCUGGGGAAACUCUACACCGUGGUCUCCCAGCUGGUGCGCUGCUGUGAUGUGGCCACACGCAUGCAGUCAUCCAUCAAUGGUAACCCCCCUCUCCCUAACCCGUACGGCGAUGCCAACCAGACCACCCCGGUGAUGCCUGUGCAGCAGCUGGUGGGAGAGAUCCUUUUUGUUAGGACCAGCUAUGUGAAGAAGAUUAUCGAGGACUGCAGCAACUCAGAGGAGACAGUCAAGCUGCUGCGCUUCAGCUGCUGGGAAAACCCCCAGUUCUCCUCUACUGUACUAUCAGAGCUGCUCUGGCAGGUGGCGUACUCCUACACCUACGAGCUGAGGCCUUACCUGGACCUGCUGCUGCAGAUCCUGCUCAUCGAGGACUCCUGGCAGACACACAGGAUCCACAACGUGUUGAAGGGUAUACCAGACGACAGGGACGGCCUGUUUGACACCAUUCAGCGCUCCAAGAACCACUACCAGAAACGGGCCUACCAGUGUAUCAAGUGCAUGGUGGCCCUGUUCAGCAGCUGCUCUGUGGCCUACCAGAUCCUACAGAGUAACGGGGACCUGAAGCGUAAGUGGACCUGGGCGGUGGAGUGGCUGGGGGAUGAGCUGGAGAGGAGACCCUACACAGGAAACCCACAGUACACCUACAACAACUGGUCUCCACCCGUCCAGAGCAACGAGACCUCCAACGGGUACUUCCUGGAGCGCUCGCACUCUGCACGUAUGACCCUGGCCAAGGCCUGCGAACUCUGCCCCGAGGAGUGUCACUUAACGAAGCCCGGUGAGGCCAUGUCUGAAGAAGACGCUGCCAUGCGGAAAUCGUCCUCGCCACAGCAGCUUUUGCCAGGGGACGGGACAGGACCACAGCAACACACUGAGCCCGAUGGCCAGGAAGCCUCUGAAGAUCAGGACACCUCCCCUCCAGAGGACACCUCCCUCUACCCACACUCAUCUCCUGGGACGACCACACAGUUUCAGCAGAACAACCCCCCUCACGGACAGCUAUACACAGGCCCCGCUGCCCAGCUCAUGAACAACCCCCAGCGCCCUGGCCCUGCCCCUUCUACCCCAGGCCCUGACCCCGGCCCCGGCCCAAGAGCACAAGAAAACUGGGAGAGCACUGAGGAGGUCCCCUCCACCUCCACGGCCCCUACCUCACCUAAGGAAUAACACCAGCACUCCCCCCUGCUGUACCUCCAGCCUCCUGCUCUCUUUCCUCUCCCUUCCAGGUGACCGACCAAGCUCCUGAUCGGGACUCUCUCUCUCUCUUUGGGGUCUCCAGGGCAGGGCCAGGCUUCACAGCUCCUCUCCAGGCCCCCUCGAGUCUCAUGCUACUGUGCUGCCUGCCUGGGGGGGUGCUCUCCCCUGGGUUCUGCAUACUGGAACCUGGGGGCUGUGGACUGCAGAGGGGAUAGUGUUGUAAUGAACAUAGAAUAUCCAGGCCUGACGAUGCUUGUCAACAUGACAAAAAGGUGUACAUAGUGUGUUUAUGUUUUGACUGUUAAAUUGAACCCCCCCCCCCCCAACAGCGUAACUUUGUCAGAUUUGCUGUUGGGAGAGAUCUUGCGAGAAACAAAAAUGGAUGACAUAAGAAAAAAAUAACAAAAAAAAGCUCAUUUUUGUUUCAUCACCCUCACCGCUCAGCAGUGAUAUUUGGUCUGCCAUCGGACGGUUACCGGUCAUUUACCUUUAGGAGGACACAUUAUUAGUAAGCUCCUUGGCAACCUCGUGACCCAUGCCAAAUCAACUGACGAGCUGGGGUGGGUUUUAGUGAGAUGUGGAAUGGUUGGGUGAACUUUUACGGUGUUUUGGUUGAUGUGAAAAAAUGGUGAUGCAACAUUGUUCUGGAACUCGUUGCCUUUUUUUUGUUGGGGUAAUUCAAAUCCUUUUGGAAGCUCUAGUUAAUAUGCUGUAACGUUUAGCAUGGCUUCUCACCAGAAUAGUGUAGCUCAAGGGAAGAUAUGUGAUAACAUCUGUCCUUAAUCCACAGCUACAGAGGACAAUUCCUUUUGGCUUUUUUCUCUCAUCUUCCCCUUGUACAUUGAGGGUGGUAUUUUGACCCAAUGCAAAAAGUGGUUUUUCAAUUGCACAUUAUUAUAAUCCAACUAAACAUUUGCCAGUCCAUUUUUGAGAGAGAAACACCAUGUAUGAAACCUGAUUUGUCUCUGUCUCUCUUCGGUAGAGAAUAGUCUUAGACAAACACCUGACCUCUUCCAUGGAGCUCACCAGGCUGGUCCACUAUGGACCAGCCUGGGAAGGUCACUGAUCCUGGGCCGCAGCGGCUGGUUAGUCGUGUUGCAACAUGGGCUAAGUAAUUCUUUAGGAUUUAAAACUAUUUAAUUGCUAACUUGAAUGUGUGUAUUUUGGGGAUUUGUCUAAAAUACCAAAUAUUCUGCCCACCAUAAUACUUUGCUCUUAUUUUAUAGAAUUUAUUUUGUAUUUCACACAAAGAAUAGAAUUUGAUUUAUGAACAUUUGUCCUUGUCUUAUUUUUAAAGGUAUUGACUGUACAGAGUUCGGCACCCUGUUUUUUGCCGACUUUUGUUUUGGCCAUGGUGUGAUGUUGAAUUCUGGAGCUACAGUCGCAAUGUGAACUGAACUUUCACUGAGGUUUUUUGUGCACAGAAAUAUAAAAGCAUUGUGCCCUAAGCAAAUAAACAUGGAAUAUUGUAUUCAUGUAACCGA
Messenger RNA from Salvelinus namaycush (lake trout), 9798 nucleotides. Its product is annotated as probable ubiquitin carboxyl-terminal hydrolase FAF-X. The coding region runs from base 395 to 8284 and encodes 2629 amino acids. Gene Ontology annotation, molecular function: cysteine-type deubiquitinase activity; cysteine-type endopeptidase activity. The transcript has 49 exons. Gene Ontology annotation, biological process: cell migration; protein deubiquitination. Lineage: Eukaryota; Metazoa; Chordata; Actinopteri; Salmoniformes; Salmonidae. Gene Ontology annotation, cellular component: cytosol; nucleus. The record is from RefSeq and is a predicted model, not a curated record.